CACCUUCAAAGAAAUCAGAAGACGUUCAUUUAGUACGCCUUCAGAAGCAUCCAGAUGAUCUAACGAUACGAUGCGAUUUCUUCUUGUUCUUCAACUUGUUUUCUUUUAUUUUUCAGCUGCAACAACGAAUAGCCCUAAAAAGUGCUCCAGAAAUAGCAUAAAUCUCGGAAAACUUAUCGAUACCCUGCUCACCGACUAUGACACACAUUUAUUGCCUGAAGCAGAAGGAGUCAAUGUGACAAUUGAGCUUCAUGUUCAGGGUGUAUCGGGUAUUUCUGAAAUCACGGGUGACUUUUCAUUGGAUGUGAUGUACAGUGAAAUAUGGCAGGAUCCACGAUUAUCCUUCAAACAUCUCAAUGUUUGUGCAACAAAUAUCACUUUGAAGUCUGACUUCCGAAAGAAAAUUUGGACACCUGACACAUGUAUCAUCAACUCGAAAUCCAGUUCAAUUCAUUCAUCUCCAAGUGAAAAUACAUUUGUGAUCUUAUAUGAAAAUGGACUUGUCUGGAGUAAUUUCAGACUAAAUGUGAAAACUCCUUGCUCCGUAAAUUUGAAGAUGUUUCCAUUCGACUCCCUUUCCUGUGAAAUAGUAUUAGAGUCAUACUCAUUUAAUACGGAUGAAGUACGGUUAAUGUGGCAUGAUGUUCCUAUAACAAUGAUGGAAAAGGUAGAACUACCAGACUUUGAUUUAAUAGGAUGGUCAACAGAUCAUCAAAGAUUAGAGUAUCCAAAUGGAAUAUGGGAUCGAGCAAAAGUGAAAUUCACAUUUGCUCGUCGAUACGGUUUCUACCUUUUCCAGUCAUAUUUCCCUACUUCGUUAACAGUUAUUUCUUCAUGGGUUGGAUUCUUUUUCGACGUUCGAAGUGUUUCGGCAAGGAUAACACUUGGUGUCUCGUCACUUCUUGCACUUACUUUUCAAUUUGGAAAUGUUUUGAGACACUUGCCACGUGUCAGUUAUAUCAAAUGUCUCGAUGUUUGGAUGAUUUUCUCCGUUAUUUUCAUUUUUUGUACAUUGGUCGAGUUGGCAAUUGUUUGCCAAUUGAACAGAUGGGAACGAGAACGACAAAUUGGAUCAAAAGUACUUGGACACUGGUUAAACCAGAUUCGAAAAACGAGGAAAAAGGAAUCAAAAGCCGAUGAAGGAGGUGGUGGAGGUGUUGGAGGCCUUCUGAGAAAACGAAUUCCAGUGUUGGCUCAAUUAAAAGCAGCUGCUACAGAUUCGAAUUCCGGUGCGGCGACUGCAAUGACGACGGCGAUUCAGCCGCCAAACACUAAUUUGAAUUCAAUUACAAAUUCGGAUAAUAGUAAACUAGUUGCUAACAAUUUUACCUCGAUCGAGCACGAAACGUAUGCCUACGAGAAGAAACGUGGUUUUUCUCAUUGUUUUCAGCGUUUCGUGUAUGCAAUUUGUCCGCCUGAUCGAGAUUGGACAAUUACGAGUGUACAAGUGGAUCGGUGUUCCAUGAUUAUGUUUCCACUGUCUUUUCUUAUUUUUAACGUUGUAUACUGGUCAAUAUAUUUCAUGAAAAUGGAUCGUCCCAUGUAAAUUCAUCACAUUCCCUUUUCCCCCAUGCCCUCCCUCCCCUCCUUGUCUUUGUUUUGUUCAAAAAUCAUCGAAUUUUCUCAUAUUAUUUUAUUACUGGGAUGCUAAAACUUGCGAUCAAAUCUCCGCAAAAAUCAUGGCAGUGGGCCCUGCGAUGAGCGAAACUUUUUAGCUACAGUGCCCGCUCUGCGAGUAUUUAACACUUUGUCUGCAGUUCACCAUUCUCUUUGCUUUAUCCAUUUUCUAAAAUUUAAAACUGCAAUUUGAACAGAAAAUUGCGAAAAUGAAAAUAAAAAUCUACCAUAUUCCAGUGUACGGUAGCUGGAAAGUUUGGCUCGUGCCAAGACCCAAAGCCGUGAUUCAAAGUUAAAAAUCACAAUUUUUCGCAAGCAGGUAAUAAUUUAAUAAAAUCAGGAAAGAAAAAUUGUCAGUUUUUCUUUUCAAAAAAUUUCAAGAAAAUAAUUUUUUCUGAAAAACUCUCGAUCGCUCUUUCAAAAUGGUAAUUUGCUUUGUUUUUCUUCGUUUUUCUCAUUUCUACUGACCAAUUUUCAAGUAAAAAGCCGCUCCGGUGCCAUUUUCUUCAGUCUCCCCGCGAAAAAAAUCAGGGUAUGUGUAGUUUUCAAUGUAUCUAUCAAUUUUCAUUUGAAUUACUAAAAAAAAAUUUAAAUGAA
Molecule: messenger RNA, 2214 nt
Organism: Caenorhabditis elegans
Lineage: Eukaryota; Metazoa; Nematoda; Chromadorea; Rhabditida; Rhabditidae
Gene: lgc-50
Product: Ligand-gated ion channel 50
Exons: 11
Coding region: 71-1546 (491 amino acids)
Biological process (GO): monoatomic ion transmembrane transport; monoatomic ion transport; excitatory postsynaptic potential
Cellular component (GO): plasma membrane; membrane; postsynaptic membrane
Molecular function (GO): transmembrane signaling receptor activity; extracellular ligand-gated monoatomic ion channel activity; monoatomic ion channel activity
Source: RefSeq, marked reviewed